CGAUAGUUCUCAAUUUUCCAUUUGGCGACAGUCAAUAAUUUACUGCAAUUUUGUGGCUGGGAGUUCUUUCGUUUGUGCAGCUUCAAAAACGUCCGUGAGGUGAAGGUCGUGCUGCGAAUAAAGAGGAUGAUAGGGCAUCAAAGUCGCCUCCACGCCCAAAAAGACUGAAUCAACGAGUACCACGAUGAGUACUCCGCGCAAGACAUGCAGGGUCAAAAAGUUGGACCAAAGAGAGGAUAAAAAAAAAAAGAAAGGGCAGGUCGUCGCGACUGCUUGUUGCACUCUUGCAUCUACUGUAUUGAUCCUGUCGGCCACGCCAGGCGGCCAAACUUCCCCCCUCAUCCCGCAUUCUACUACGAUAGUCGAGGGGAACAUUGCGAACCCCCAUGCUCACAUUGCAGAGCUUAUGCGCUCUUCCACGGGUCUAAAAAAGCCAGUUAUGUGUGACCACAAAUUAGAGCAAGAGGAUUUUCCGGGGCAAGUCUUACCCCGAUCGGCGCGCGUCAACAUGGCAAAGAGAGUUGCGUGGACACAGACACAAGACACAGACACCGCUCUCUUUCUCUCUUUCUCUCUCUCUCUCUCCGCCAAGCGAUCGCUGCAAGGGACUGCCACACUCGACCGCGAUUUCAAUGAGCAUCGAUGCACGAAUCAGGAGAGUCGCAGGACAGCCCCAAUUAUUGGCCCCUCGACCUUGCGAACACGAUUUUUCAGCGUCGAGUCAGUUCCCCAUAAUGAAAGCCACAGCACCUGCACGACAGCACUUCUUUUUUCUCAUUUUCAAACGUGUACCUGACUGUCGGAAGUCGACGACGGCGGCGUCGUACACAUGCACGUUGCUAACUCAUUGAUUGAUCAUGA
Messenger RNA from Xylona heveae TC161, 861 nucleotides. RefSeq lists its product as hypothetical. Lineage: Eukaryota; Fungi; Ascomycota; Xylonomycetes; Xylonales; Xylonaceae. The record is from RefSeq and is a predicted model, not a curated record. The coding region runs from base 185 to 796 and encodes 203 amino acids. The transcript has a single exon.